GAUCGGCUCGGCGUUCAUUCAGGAGAUCAUGAGCGAGUUCGGGACCGACCACAUUUACAACUGCGACACCUUCAACGAAAUGACUCCUGCCUCGAACGACCCGGCUUAUUUAAGGAGCGUCGGUGCUGCCAUCUAUGGGGGGAUGUCGCAUGCGGAUCCUAGUGCCAUCUGGGUUAUGCAAGGCUGGAUUUUCUACAACGCUCAACAGUUCUGGCACACCGAGCAGGCUAAGGCACUCCUCACGUCAGUGCCAAUUGGUCGUCUCCUAGUGCUGGACUUGGCCUCCGAGCGAGCGCCUCAAUACAACCGCCUCGAGUCCUACUUCGGGCAGCCCUUCAUCUUCAACAUGUUGCACAACUACGGCGGCGUCGACGGCCUCUUCGGCAACGUUGGGACGCUGUUGCAGAACCUGCAGGAGGCCCGGGCAUACCCCAACGUCACGAUGGUGGGCACAGGUCUCACGCCGGAGGGAAUUAACCAGAAUUACGUCAUGUACGAUUUCAUGAACGAAAUGGGGUGGAGGCAGCACGCGCCCAACGUCACGCGGUGGGCCGGGGACUACGCCCACAGGAGGUACGGGAGCAGCGACUCCCGUUUGGCCACCGCUUGGCAGUACCUGAUGAGGAGCGUGUACGACUGCCAGAUUUUCCUUCGAUUCCAUGGACGACAUGUAAUCAUCGCCCGGCGUCCGAAUCUCCAUCCGAAUUAUCUACGCAGCGUGUACAACGAGUCUUCCCAAACCUCGAACCACGGACAGUAUGUUCUGGUGACUGUCCCGAGGCUCGACCGCAAGCCCGACGGCAUGUGGUAUAACAUGACAGACGUGAUCGCCGCGUGGGACUUGCUGGUAGGGGUUGCCAGGGGCGACGCGGCCGACGCCUCGGGGGCACACGAGGAUCUGGAAGGAGUUGGUAUGGAUCCGGCCAUUCCUGCCGGACAGGGCGGCAUAAGGCGGGGGGAUGCAAGGCAAGGAGGCCGCGCGGACGAGGGAGCUCCGCCCCCCCGCCGCAGCUUCUCGGCGAGCGGGGAGGAUGCCGGCCAACAGCGCCUCAUAGCAACCGCGGGGGGAGACGCCCCUCCGCCGCGGCACAGCCUGGAAGGGCGCCGCGAGCCUCAACAGCAGCGAAUAAGGAGGGGUGUUGAGCCGAGGCCUGCGCCCCCCGCACGUCCCCGCUACGCCGGGGGAGCGUCGGACUCGCAACAGCGGGACAUGAGCGAGGAGGACUGCCUCGAGAAGAGCGGGGACGGGAGGCUGCGGGGCGGGGAGAGGGAAGGAGAGGAUCGGCCGGAGAGGGAGAAGGAAAGAGCGGCCGUAGUCACUGACCAGGCCACGUUUAGGCACGACCUGGUGGACGUCACGCGGCAGAUCUUGCAGGUCACGGGAGGGCAGAUGGUUAUGAAAAUGAUCGACCACUACCGAAAUAAAGUCUUGUUGGCUGUAGAGUGAGUAUCUUUAUAUGAGGAAUGAAAUACACGGCACAUAGAAUAUAUACGCAUCCAAGCAGAGUGACAGAGAGACUGAGAGACAGUG
Penaeus monodon (black tiger shrimp) is the source of this 1531-nucleotide messenger RNA. RefSeq names its product alpha-N-acetylglucosaminidase-like. The record is from RefSeq and is a predicted model, not a curated record. Lineage: Eukaryota; Metazoa; Arthropoda; Malacostraca; Decapoda; Penaeidae.